Messenger RNA from Epinephelus lanceolatus (giant grouper), 3008 nucleotides. It is a transcript of the gene p2rx5, whose product is annotated as purinergic receptor P2X, ligand-gated ion channel, 5. Gene Ontology annotation, molecular function: purinergic nucleotide receptor activity; extracellularly ATP-gated monoatomic cation channel activity. NCBI's taxonomy places the organism in Eukaryota, Metazoa, Chordata, Actinopteri, Perciformes, Serranidae. The record is from RefSeq and is a predicted model, not a curated record. Gene Ontology annotation, cellular component: plasma membrane. Gene Ontology annotation, biological process: calcium ion transmembrane transport; response to ATP.
UGUUUAUAAAAUUAAAAAAAAAAAUCAUGCACACUGGACCUGUGAGGUUAGAGAAAAUUCAUUUCAUAUAAAUAAAAGAAUGACAUUAACAUUGGAUGACCAUGGAAAAACUUGAGUCAUGAACCUUUUUUUGUGGCAUACUUUGGUACAACAGCUUUAGUACUUUAGUAUUUUGUUUGGGGAUCUGAACAUUAAGAUUACACCUGUUUAUGUCUGAUCACUGCAACUAUAUUGAAACGGUGUCUUGUCAGCUCAUGAGAGAUGGUCAUGGGUUUGUGUGUAUGACACAUAAUAAAAAAAAGAGACAGAAAUUAAUCAUUAACAUUUCCUCCAGCUGUCUCAGAGCGGUGUCGGUGUCCUGCAGCCCCUCUCUCUGAAUGGGUCUGCCCGGUGCUUGACAUGUGCAGCAGUUGUACAUAUCAGCUGGGAGCCUGCGAGCUGCUGUCUCACUCGAGUCCACUGUGCGGGAGGAAUGGCAGGCUGGGGAGGUUUCUUCGUGUCUCUCCUCAACUACAAGACAGAGAAAUAUGUCAUCGCCGAGAACAGGAAAAUCGGGAUAUUAUUCAGACUCUAUCAGCUGGCCGUGCUGGGAUACAUAAUUGGGUGGGUGUUUGUGGUGAAGAAAGGUUACCAGGAGAGAGAGGAGGCCAUCCAGACCUCCGUCAUCACCAAGCUUAAAGGUGUUACACUGACCAACAGCUCAGAGACGGGGCUUCACCUGUGGAGUGCUGAGGAUUAUGUCAUACCCCCGAACGGUGAACAGGUGUUCUUCAUAGUAACAAAUUACAUAGAGACCCCCAACCAGAAGCUGGGGUUCUGUGCUGAGAGUUACAAGGUGCCAGAUGGACAAUGUCAAAGUGAUGAUGACUGUCCGGAGGGGGAAUCUGUAAUAGCGGGCCAUGGAAUAAAGACCGGCGUGUGUUUAAACAGCACAGGGACCUGUGAGAUUCACGCCUGGUGUCCUGUCGAACACAGCAAGAGACCCACAGAGCCCUUACUGAGCGAAGCGGAAAACUUCACCAUCUACAUCAAGAAUUUCAUCAGGUUUCCAAAGUUUGAAUUCUCCAAGUCCAAUGUCCUUGAAACCUCUGACGAGAGCUACCUGAAAAAGUGCACCUACGACAAAGAGGAAAACCUGUACUGCCCCAUCUUCCGCCUCGGAGAUGUGGUCAGCUGGACCAGAAAUGACUUCCAGGAGAUGGCUGCGAAGGGGGGGUCUGUUGGUAUUCUCAUUGAGUGGAACUGUGACCUGGAUAAGGACUCAUCACAGUGUAAUCCCGAUUACAGCUUCACCCGUUUGGACAUGAACUUGAACAACUCAGUCACUUCUGGAUACAACUUCAGAUACGCCAGGUAUUUCAAGGAUGAAAAAGGGGAAACCUUUCGCACUUUGUACAAAGUGUAUGGGAUUCGCUUUGAUAUAAUGAUCAAUGGCCAGGCUGGGAAAUUCAAUAUUGUUCCAACAAUAAUUGCCAUCGGUUCGGGUGUUGCCCUGCUGGGUGUAGGAGCCUUUGCAUGUGACAUGAUACUGCUGUACAUGAUGAACACGAGCUCCUUCUACCGAGAGAGGAAGUUUGAAAUCAUCAACUUCAAGAAAGAACGGACCAAAUCCAAGGAUGGUAAAACGGGACACAGAGAGAGGCGAACCAGGAAACCAGCUGCAGAGAAAGAUGCUGCCAACUCCACUAAAAAGCUAGAGGAAACUGAACCUACUGUGGAAUCUUCUCCCACCGCAGAGGGCCAGCUGACUGCGGACAAACGGGGUCCCACUAUUCCACGCAACACAGGACAGCGAUACUCAGCCCUCAUCUCUCCUCAACCUGCAGAGCCGAGGCAUCACAUCACCUUCUCUUCACACAAUUAGCAGGCGGAGCGAGACGAAUCACCUGCAGCAGUCUGCGAGAGGGGGAACCAAAAGUCGGACUGACGUCUCAUCUACUGGCAUGACUGCUGGCAUGACACUAGCUACAGUGAUGCCUGAUAUGUUGGUCCAGAGAAAUGUUAAUGUUCAGCACUGUGCACAUGGGCUGGGACGCUGAUGUAGAAAUACUCAGAGAGGUGGUUUCAGUGGCUGGGUCAGGGUCCAAAGCUGGGAUGUGGGAGAUAAAUAAUGAUCUGCAACAGUACUGUGGUAACGCUUAUUAGCAGUGACAUGAUAUGAUUCUUAGACUUGAAGGGACAGUUCACCCCAGAAUCAAAAAUAUGUAUAUUUCCUCUUACCUGUAGUGCUAUUUAUAUCAGUCUAGAUUGCUUUGGUGUGAGUUUCAGAGUGUUGGAGAUACUGGCUGUAGAGAUGUCUGCCUUCUCCAAACUAGAUCAGGGGUCUUCACUAUUUACAGGCCAAGGACCCCUGUAACUGAAAGAGAGACAAAGCGGGGACCCCCUCCAACAUAAACUGUAUAAAACUGAGUUGAUAAUUCUCUGGAUAUUUGGGGUCUUGUCUUGUUUGCACUUGCCUGUAGCUGCUAAAUAAGCAACAGUUGUAGCAUGGCAAGGUGCGUUAGCCUCCCCUCUGCACUUUUGCCGGUGGUUUCCGAGGUGGAUGGUAUGUCAGAGUCUCUUGCUUGAAAAGUUACAGAACAAUCCAUUGUUGCUCACAAGAAUGUACGUGCACGUGGAAUAACAAUACAGCUAAUUGGCCAGUAUGAUUCAGUAGUAUGUAACUGUCAGCUAAGUAGUUUACCAUGCACAGGGAUUUAGCGUUAGCAAGCGCACAUGAUUGUACAGGGACUCAUGGGUAACAGUCAUCCUAUCAUAAACGUUUUGUGCUUUAAAUUAAAUGUCGAAGUGUGUUUGGGGCGGCUGUGGCUCAGAGUAGAGCGGGUCGUCCUCCAGUCGGAAGAUUGGCGGCUCAAUACCUGGCUCCUCCAGCCUGCAUGUUGUAGCAUCCUUGAGCAAGAAUCUGAGCCCCAAAUUGCUCUCGAUGGCUGUGUGUGAGUGUGUUAAAAACCGAGUAGCAGGUGGCACCUUGUAUGGUAGCCUCGGCCACCAGUGUGUGAAUGGGUGAA